CAGAAUUUGGUCAAAAAAUUAAAAUGAGUCGGAGUUUUCGUUAGUGAUGGAUCGAAAACCAUCAGUUAGUCCGUCUUUGCAACCUCGUAAACCAUCUGAAGCCUCCUCUAUCAUUGAAGAAUUAGCACAAGGUCGAAAACCAGUCCCUAAAAGCAUUAGUCGAUUAUCCGUAAUCAAGGAUACAGAAUCAUCGUCAUCAUCAUCAUCAUCAUCAGAAAAACGAAGAUAUUCAGUACAGAAUGCAUCCGGACCUGGAGGUCUUCCUCCAAGAAUCAGUCCACGUCUAACACCAUAUUUAAAUUUACCAAUUACGUCAGCUGGAUCAACACCUGUAUCACCAGCAACAUCGAGAGCAUCGAUUGCAUGCAACUAUGCCAAUACUUGGCGAAUGCCCAAUGACAGAAGCAUCUUGAGAACUUCUUUAUCAGUACCAUUAAGUAUACAAGCUCAACUUCAACAAAGUCAAGCAGUUAAAUCUGAUCAACCUUCCAUUGUAAAAUCUACUACAUCAGCUCCUUUGGCAAAAACAUUUGUCACACCUAAAGUAUCUAUAAGUAAAGUUCCUGAUCCAGAAUUAGAUCCUACUAAAAAACUUGGUCGUUUGCCUAAAUCAUUCCAAUGUAGUUGUUGUCAACAUGUUACAGUGACUAGAACAACUUAUCAUGUUGGUGUUUUAACAUGGCUUAUGGCAGUGUUGAUUUUUUUAUGCGGUGGCGUUCUAGGCUGCUUUCUGAUACCAUUCUUUACGAAUUGUUGUAAAGAUGUUAAACAUGAAUGUCCAUUCUGUGGUACAGAAAUCGGUGUAGUUAAAUGUAUCUAAAAUGUUAAUACUGGACGUCGGAUAGAAUUACCAACUUAAUUGAAAAUCAGUAACAUCGUACACAUACAUAUCAUAUUUAUGUUUAAUAUACUUUACUUAUGUCCUAUGGAGUUGAGCUUUACUUCAAAGUAAACAUAUUCAUCUCGACAAACAUGUAUUGUUUUGAAAAUGCCACCAUUCACAUUUUUUUUAAAAAAACACCAAAAAACCCAAAGACUUUUUAACAACAGCUCAAACAACAAUUUUGUUUUAAUUCUUCAAAUGAUAUGUGAAUCAAAAAUUAUCAGUAAUCUGUAUUUAAUGAUAACAGUGUAACACCAUGGAAAUUAUGUCAAUUAUUCACAACAUGAAACAUUACUGUAAACUCUUCUAUUAUUUUAAUUGUGAAUAUGAUGAUGUUGAAUAAUAAUUUUCCUUGUUACAUAUAUUCAUUCAUAGAACUAACUUAUUUUUUUAAAUAUUUCAUUGAAAAUAUCAAAAUAUGUUUUUUUUUACUGGAA
Messenger RNA from Schistosoma turkestanicum, 1320 nucleotides. NCBI's taxonomy places the organism in Eukaryota, Metazoa, Platyhelminthes, Trematoda, Strigeidida, Schistosomatidae. The record is from the annotation of a GenBank genome assembly.